UUCUCCCUGCGGCUGAUUCGAAGGUUUGUGUUGUCACUAGCGGCCCGGGCAGAGCCUGUGCCUGCGGGGCCAUGCCGUCGGAGAGUCGCUGCUGGGAGACGCUGCAGGCGCUGCGCAACUCCAGCAAAGGUCGCCUCUGCUACCAGCGCGACUGGCUACUGCGUUAUGAGGAUGCUUUGGAAGAAUGCAUGUCUCUGCCCAAGCUAUCUUCUUACUCUGGAUGGGUGGUAGAUCAUGUCCUCCCCCACACCUCACCCCACACGCAAGAGAACUCCCCUUCCUCUGAGAUGUCACCAGCUUCUGGAUGUACUUUGGGCCUAGACCAACCGUCGCUUCUUUCCAAGUCUCCUGUCAGAAGUUCGUCAGCGUCCCCCACAACACCAAAUGAAACUGAGGGCACACAUGAGCCCCAGCACACAGAACCUAUGGCACUUCUGUCCUCCCGUGCAAUCAAAGUGGAGGGCUGCAUACGAAUGUAUGAAUUAAUGCAUAGAAUGAAAGGAACGGAGGGCCUGAGGCAAUGGCAGGAGGAACAGGAGAGGAAGGUUCGAGCCCUUUCUGAGAUGGCGUCUGAACAGCUGAAGCGGUUUGAUGAGCUGAAGGAACUGAAGCAACAUAAGGAAUUCCAGGACCUUCAGGAGGUAAUGGAGAAGAGUACCAGGGAAGCCCUGGGCCACCAGGAGAAGCUGAAAGCUGAGCAUCGCCACAGAGCCAAGAUUCUAAACCUGAAGCUGCGGGAGGCAGAGCAGCAGCGUGUGAAGCAGGCUGAGCAGGAGCAGCUGCGGAAGGAGGAAGGCCAGGUCCGCCUGCGCAGCCUCUAUGCCCUGCAGGAGGAGAUCCUGCAGCACAACCAGCAGCUAGAUGCUUCUGACCAGCACAGAGACCUGCUGAACAUCGACUUGGCUGCCUUCCAGACCCGGGGCAACCAGCUGUGCAGCCUCAUCUCUGGGAUCAUUCGCACCACUGUGGAGAGUGGCUAUCCCACAGCAGAAAACCAAGCAGAGGCCGAGCGAGCCCUGCAGGAGAUGCGACACCUUCUUUCUACCUUGGAGCAAGAGAUCACCAGAGCCUGUGAAGACAAGAAAAGGCGAGAUAAAGAGGAGGCUCAGGUCAAGCUUGGAGAAUCACAGGUGCAGCAGGGAACAGGGGCUCCCACACAGUCUGUAGCCCCCAAUCAGGGCUUAGGACCAUCAAAGAAUGAAGGCCUGCAGGUGAAGGUCCAAGACAGUACAAUGCAGUGGUACCAGCAGCUUCAGGAUGCUUCCACCCAGUGCAUGUUGGCCUUUGAGGGCCUGACCAGCAGCAAGGACAGCCAGGUCAAAAAGGUAAAGAUGGACCUGCAGAAGGCUGCUACCAUCCCAGUGAGCCAAAUCUCCACCAUUGCAGGCUCGAAGCUGAAGGAGGUCUUUGACAAGAUCCACUGCCUACUCUCUGGAAAGCCUGUACAAUCUGGUGGGCGCUCUGUGUCUGUCACACUUAACCCACAGGGGCUGGACUUUGUCCAGUACAAACUGGCAGAGAAAUUUGUGAAACAAGGUGAAGAGGAAGUGGCCUCUCACCAUGAAGCAGCGUUCCCCAUUGCAGUGGUGGCGUCCGGGAUCUGGGAGCUGCACCCCAGAGUGGGAGACCUCAUCCUUGCUCAUCUGCACAAGAAGUGCCCUUACUCAGUUCCUUUCUACCCAGCUUUUAAGGAAGGGAUGGUUUUGGAAGACUAUCAGCGGAUGCUUGGCUACCAAGUGGAGGGUUCCAAGGUAGAACAGCAAGACAACUUUCUAAAACGCAUGUCUGGGAUGAUCCGUCUCUAUGCUGCCAUCAUCCAGCUCCGGUGGCCGUAUGGGAACCAGCAAGUGGCUCACCCUCAUGGCUUAAAUCAUGGCUGGCGCUGGUUAGCACAGAUAUUAAACAUGGAACCUCUAUCAGAUGUGACAGCUACCCUCCUAUUUGACUUCUUGGAGGUAUGUGGUAAUGCCCUAAUGAAGCAGUACCAGGCCCAGUUCUGGAAGAUGAUUCUGCUCAUCAAAGAGGCCUACUUCCCCAGAAUUGAAGCCAUCACAAGCUCAGGACAGAUGGGUUCUUUCAUACGUCUAAAGCAGUUCCUGGAGAAAUGUUUGCACCACAGGGAGAUUCCUAUUCCCAAAGGCUUUCUGCCUUCCUCCUUCUGGCGUUCCUGAUGUCCCUUUGUCAUCAGCCAUCACGUUAUGUUGGAGAAGGGCAGUAACAAAGCAACUGAAGACAGCUCUACUUGGAAGAAAUCAUGUCUGAUUUGGAAAUUUGUCAUUGUGUUUAUGUAUUUGUACCAUGUGACUAAGAGAUUUUUCACAGGUCACAAAAUUAUGGCAGUCCCUCUGAAGACUUGAUAGCUCCUAUAGGUGCCUGCAUAAUGGAGGAACUGGACCUGGCCUUGCUGAUGUUUACAAAUUAUAGGAAGAAGUGUUCAGUGCUCGGAUGCAUCUUUUGUAGUAUCUUUCCUUUGUCUGUAGUACCUUUCACAAAAUUGAUGAGAUUAAACCACUUUACGCAGACCUGGAGUGAGCCCACCAUUUUUAUCUCCAACCCCUACCCCACCUCUAUCCCACCCCUUUUUGCAUGUAUCCUCAGAAAGAGUAAGGCUCCCUAGAUUCCCUUUAAAGUAUCAUGUAAUAGUUGAAGCCAAAUCCUGCCACACAAGUCUGGGUUGUACUGAUUUUACAAGCACUUAAAAAUGUAGAUGAAGCUGUUAAUCCCAGCACUCAGGAGGCAGAGGUAGGAGGAUUGCUGUGAGUUCAAGGCCACCCUGAGACUCCAUAGUGAAUUCCAGCUCAGCCUGGGCUAGAGUGAGACCCUAUCUCGAAAAAAAAAAAAAAAAGGUAGGCGACAUGAGUGAUGUAGGCAUGGACUGCAUCGGGUGUAGGUUAACUAGGUAUCUGAAUUGGGCCUGGAAACAUGGAACUAUGGAACAGUCUUUGUCCCUUUUUAAUCUGACCCCUGUGUGACUGGGAACGCAUGCACCUGAAUGGGUACCCACUUUUGUUGUUUUUCAGUCUAAGAUGGGCUGAUAUAUGGCUGGCAGCAUUAUAUGUGAGCUGAGCAUCCAUGAGCAAUGAAUUUGGGUUAAAGGUGCUCUGGAGGAAAUGAAUCCUCAGAUACAAGUUGAUGUUUGUUUGUUUUGUAGAAGGAAACAGCCCUCUGAUCUGCUUCUCUGUCCUAAGUGCCUGGGGUGGGUAUUCAUUGGAACUCUUAAGUGGCUGGAUGCAACCCCUUGUAUCAAUUGUUGACUGUAGUGCCAAAACAUAAGUAAUAAAGUUUGCCUUUUUUAAAA
This is a messenger RNA of Jaculus jaculus (lesser Egyptian jerboa), 3298 nucleotides long. RefSeq names its product GLE1 RNA export mediator (gene Gle1). Lineage: Eukaryota; Metazoa; Chordata; Mammalia; Rodentia; Dipodidae. The transcript has 16 exons. The record is from RefSeq and is a predicted model, not a curated record. Gene Ontology annotation, molecular function: translation initiation factor binding; phospholipid binding; inositol hexakisphosphate binding. Bases 72 to 2171 code for a protein of 699 amino acids. Gene Ontology annotation, biological process: regulation of translational termination; poly(A)+ mRNA export from nucleus; regulation of translational initiation. Gene Ontology annotation, cellular component: cytoplasm; nuclear pore cytoplasmic filaments; nuclear pore.